Messenger RNA from Trichoplusia ni (cabbage looper), 1391 nucleotides. Its product is annotated as putative fatty acyl-CoA reductase CG5065. Lineage: Eukaryota; Metazoa; Arthropoda; Insecta; Lepidoptera; Noctuidae. The transcript has 5 exons. The coding region runs from base 240 to 800 and encodes 186 amino acids. The record is from RefSeq and is a predicted model, not a curated record.
UUAUCAGUAAAACGUAGUUUUAUGAAUAAAUUCUAAAGCAAAAGAAUAAGACAUUUUGGAAAUGCAGAGAAAGAUAAAUAAAUCUAUAACUCCCACUACUCGACAAAAGAUGGCGCUGUACUCAAUAUCCAAACAUCACUCGAUACCUACUACUUGCACCCCGCAGCUCGCACUCGGCCCCGGUGUACACAUGCAGCUCCCAGUCGCGGCCCACGCGCUGGGCGGACUUCCGCUCCGACAUGAUGCGCGCGCUGCGACGCCGCCCCUUUGACAACACGCUCUGGUACCCCUUCGGGAUCCUCGUAGAGAACAGGUAUAUUUACAAGAUAUUGGAGACAAUGCUCCAGACGAUUCCGCUGCAUCUGCUGCACGUGGUGACCAGCAUAUGCGGAACCAAGCCACGCCCCAGCUACUCGACUCUCUGCAGUCGUCUGCAAGCAAUGAACGAGGCGCUGAAGUUCUUCGCCCUCCGCGAGUGGGACUUCGAGAGAGAGCGCGUGACGCGGCUGAGGGAGCGCCUGGCGCCCGAGGAUGCUGCUGUCUUCAACCUGGAUGUUAAAACUAUAGACUGGACCUCUCAUUGCGAGGACUUCGUGGCGGGCGCGCGCCGCUACCUGCUGCGGGAGAGAGAUGAGGAUAUCGAUAGAGCUAGAAGGAGGAUGUUCAAAUUGAAGUUGCUUCACUACGCCACACAGCUGCUGUUAGUGUACGCUGCAAGCCGGCUUGCGAUGCGCGCCACUCCCGCCAUCUUGCGGGCAGUAGCCGCACUACUGCCGGCCAGACAAGCGGGGAAUUCAUAGGAAUUAGAACUUUAUUGUAACGUAUUAUAGUUUAAUAGGAUUUGUAUUUAGGUAAAUUAGUUAUUAAAAUUCGGUGAAAUGGAUUCAGAAUCAAAUUCGUACAUAAUAUGUGAUAAUAAUAGGUGUGACACGUGGGUGUUUUGCUCAAGAAGUAUAAGAAUAUAUAUUUUUUAAUUUAUUACUAAAUAGAAAUAAGAGCAUUAAUUGUGUUGGAGAUUUUUGUAAUAUAAUGACAAUACUUAAAUAGUUUUUUGUUAAAAUAAACUAUUUUAAACUUAAAAAAAAAUGCUUUUUUUGACUCGUUUCUAACCUCCCACUUGCCUAAAAUGGAUGGAAAUAGUUUUUAUGAAGCAUUCGGCAAUUUUCAAAAAGUCGUGUAUCAUUUCCUUUGGAAAUCUUUCCAAACGAAAAAUACUUGCCUUAUUUCUUGCUGAUCUUAAUAUUUUUUUAAACAAAGUUUUCCCUAAUUAUCUAUAUUAAUUCUACUUGUAAUUUAAAACAUAUUGAUCGCGACAGGAAGUUAUUACCGCGCCGACCUAGCUGAGACCUUCCAUUGUGGACUCUGAUACUUCUCACUAACUACAUUACAAG